Molecule: messenger RNA, 2398 nt
Organism: Acipenser ruthenus (sterlet)
Lineage: Eukaryota; Metazoa; Chordata; Actinopteri; Acipenseriformes; Acipenseridae
Product: gastricsin-like
Exons: 9
Coding region: 1075-2256 (393 amino acids)
Biological process (GO): proteolysis
Molecular function (GO): aspartic-type endopeptidase activity
Source: RefSeq, a predicted model, not a curated record
AAACUGAUCCUUCAAACCUGGCAGGACUUCCUUAUGUUGGGUCUUAUUGCUUAAUCCAUGUCUACUAUAAGCAACUUUUAAUGCAAACUCUGUCAUUAGCUAAACCAACAAAAGGUCUUCCCAUGUGAUCUAUCCAGGCCUGCUUGUGGAGUCACCAUGAAGGCUCUCGCUCUCGCUCUGCUGUGCUGCACUUGACAUGGGGCUCCUUCGGUGAGAUGAUACUCUGUUUAUUAAUUGAAUGUAUUUAUUUGAUUUCACUACUCGUGAAUUCAUACAGAGCAAGGGCACGAAGCCCUCAUUAAUACCCUCCAAUGAAAACUCAGCAACUGAAGCCCCUGUGCUCCCCAGCAUGCAGUUUACACUGCUGUGCUGAACAAGUGAACAAUCAUUGAUGUUAUAAAUCACACGAUAAAAUAAAGCAUUGAAACAGCUGUAAGUCACGUUAUUACAAUUCAUUCAGGAGCUUAACAAAUACAAACAAUUCAAGUUUAAAAAUAUUCAUUCUGUCAUUCUUUUAGGAUGGAUGUUAAGAUCAUUAGACUCCUGGUCUACCGCUAUGUGCUAAAGUUUAAUCAAUCUAAAACAUUUUUUUUUAUAUAAAUGGCUAACAUCUCAUACGCUCGUAUUUCCAUUUUGACAACAUCUCCUUUUAUCAAUUCAUGUUUUAAGAGCUCGAUGUGUAGUUAUACAUAAACAAUAAUUGUUUUUCCACUCUGCACAAUAAUUAAAAGUCAUUUCCAUUAGUUAUCACAAGUUAUAAAAAGUUAUCAAUGUGUGCAUGACUGUGAGCACUUUAAUUGCUAGCUAUCAGACGCAGCACUACCUAUAGACGACCUGCUCUACAGUGUUUAUAUUCACUAUAUUAACCGAUGACCCCGCACUUUUUAUCUAUAAGAUUAAAAACAUUAUGUGGGCAAGUAAUUUUGAACAGUCAAAAAUAGGGUGCAGGUGUUUUAUUAAAUACAGUCGUCUGAUUAGAUUGGAGGGAUGUGAGGGCGUCCUGGAUGGUAUAAAAGUGGCUGCUCAGCCCCAGUUUCAGUGCAUCCAGGAACGCAGAGGAAGUGGUUGGGAAAGAUGAUGAAGUGGCUGAUCGUUGCUUUGGCGUGUUUGACUCUGUCAGAGGGACUUAUCAGGGUCCCUCUGAAGAAGUUCAAGUCUGUCCGCCAGCAGAUGAAGGAUAGCGGGAAGCUGAAGGCAAUCCAUUACACUGAUCCUGGCCUCAAGUACCAGGGCCUGCACCCCAAUGUCUACGCCACCUCCACCAACGAGCCUCUCAUGAACUACGCUGAUAUGUCCUACUAUGGGCCCAUCACCAUCGGGACCCCAGCACAGUCUUUUUAUGUCCUGUUUGACACCGGAUCCUCCAACCUCUGGGUUGCCUCUACGUACUGCAGCAGCCAGGCCUGCACAAACCACCCUGUGUUCAACCCCUCUCAGUCCUCCACCUGGUCCAGUAAUGGGCAGUCCUUCUCUCUGCAGUACGGCACUGGGAGCCUCACUGGGGUCUUUGGCUACGACACUGUCACUGUCGGAGGCAUUGCCAUCAGCAACCAGGAGGUGGGUCUGAGCACCAAUGAGCCCGGCACCAACUUUGUGUACGCCCAGUUUGAUGGCAUCCUGGGCAUGGCCUACCCCAGCUUGGCUGCAGGAGGAGAGACCCCUGUCAUGGACACCAUGAUGCAGCAGAACUUGCUGCAGGCCAACGUUUUUGCCUUCUACCUGAGCCGAAAUGAGGCACAAGGCAGCGAGGUGACAUUUGGGGGCGUUGAUCAGAGCCGAUACACUGGCAGCAUCUACUGGACUGACGUUACUAGUGAGUUGUACUGGCAGAUUGGAAUUAAUGGCUUCUCAAUCAACAACCAGGAGACUGGCUGGUGCAAAGGGGGCUGCCAGGCUAUUGUGGACACAGGCACUUCCCUCCUCACCUGCCCUCAGCAGUACCUGGGAUACCUGCAGCAGUACAUUGGAGCUCAGGCUAACGAGAAUGGGGAGUACAUUAUUGAUUGCAACAACCUGGCUAACAUGCCUACUAUUACCUUUAACAUCAAUGGAGUGAACUUCCCCCUGCCCCCAUCUGCCUACACCAUCGUUAAAAACCAGAAUGGACAACAGUACUGCACCAGCGGCAUCAUGGGUACCUACCUGCCUUCCCAGAACGGCCAGCCCCUGUGGAUUCUGGGAGACGUGUUCCUGAGGCAGUAUUACUCCGUCUACAACAGGCAAAACAACAGCGUUGGAUUCGCCGCUGCUGCUUAAGCCCCUCCCAUUCACUCCAGCCUCCGUCCAAUCCCUUUAUAACACACCUUGAACCGACCAACCAGAAUGGCUGCAAUGCUAGCCUGGGUUUCACCCUCCACACGCUGUGAGAGAGGGUGCAUUAUACAAAUAAAAACAUACA